GAGGUCCAAGGAAACAGACGAGGCCUAUCAGGCCCGGAUGCUAGCCUGGAGUACCGAAACAAAGAGACGGGCAGAUGACGCAGCAACAGCAGCGAAGAAGAAGGCAGAGGACGCCGAGCAGGCACGUCUGCUGGCAGUGGAACAGCAGCGCCAGCACAACGAGGCAGCAGCAAAGGCUGAUGAUGAAGAACGAGUUCAACGGCGGGAGAAGAUAUUUAGCGGAGAGCAGACUUUGCUCACAAUGGCAGCGGAUUGGCGGGCCGAGGCCGAGAAUGGCAAGAUGGAGGAUAUCGAAAACAGGAUCGCUCUACUCCUCUCCCAUCUCACGGACCUCCUGGCAACAUGCAUUACACAGCAGGAGGACAUCCACAGCCUCGACGACGCGCUGACUCAAGUCCACAGCCGCCUCCGGCAGCUGGAGCAGCGACAUGUCGCCUCCCCCAAUGCCAGCUCUUCCAACACCUCCGAUCGCCUCGAAGGAUUGGAGAUGGACGCGGCUCCCUCAAGGACGGCGUGCAGUUACAGCAGACCGCAACGCAACAGUUGGAGCAGCGGAUCUGCAUGGUUGGACAAUCUCUUGUCCAACUACAUAGUGGUAGCUGCCGACUUGCACACCAAGAUCAACUGGGAUGAUCUGAAGGCGGCGUGGCACAAGCGGUUCCAAGUAGAGCCGCCGGAGAUCAAGGCAAUGGACAAGCAAAUGGUCUUCGAACAAGGCAUGAUGCCAAGUGUUGACUGGAUUGCCGAGUACCAACGCUUGACAUCAGUCCCAGACAUCCAGAUGGGCUUCAAAGCCAUCCGCCACUAUUUCAUCUCAAGAUCGUGUCCGACAUUAAGCAAUGCCUUGACUCACGUCGAGUACACCUUGACGACAACGGCGGAACUCUUUGACAGGGCCGCGCAGAUUAUCAUCACGAACAAGGAGGCUAAGAACCUGUGUUCGUCUGCGCCAAGCCCGAGCAGAGUCCAGCAUCGGCCAAGAGUGGCUAUGGUCGCGGCGGCAAUGCCAUUUGACCAAACUAGCGAGGCUGUGUCUGCCAAUGAAGAGAACAGACUCGAAGCCACCCGGGAAGCGCGCGAGUUCAACAUAGAGGUAUUGGACCCGCUCACGUUUGAGGACUUUGCAUGGCUUCCUCUCCCGACCACGGGCCGCCUGUCGGGACCGCAAUGCGCAACACUAUGCGCUCAUCUCCACACGUACUUAUCCUUCUAUGAACCACCAACUUCGCCGACGGAUGACGAAGUCGCGGUGGGGGACAUCCUUGCGUAUGCUACCAAGGUGGCCCGCGAGUUUCGCACGCAGCGGUACGAUGACAACAACGCACCGCUCAUGUAUGUCCGCAUCCAGGUUGGGCAAGCGUCCUGCAGCGCUUUGCUGGAUAGCGGCGUGUCUUGCAAUUUCAUGAGCCAAGCCUUUAUGCAAAGGGCUGGCCUUGGCGCACAAGUUCGGAGGAAGGCAAACCCGACGGCGAUCAAGUUGGCGGAUGGAAAAACGCAGCAACUUCUCGACCGUUACAUCGAGGUUGUACCGGUUUAUUUCGCACCUCAUGCAUGCGAACCAGUGACAUUCGACAUUUUGGACACGGACUUCGACAUCAUUCUGGGAAUGCCUUGGCUUGCAAAUGCGGAUCACACGGUCAACUUCCACAGGCGGACUCUUAGCGUUCGCGACAUCUUCGGCGCCGAAGUGGCGUGUAAUAUUCCUCUUCCGCACCCUUCAAUUCGGUGCCAAGUGGUGAUGGCCAAAUCAUUCCGGGCAACUUGCACUUACGAGCAGCCCGAGGAAAUCGGCCUAUGUUUCCUACGGACCGUCUCGGUAGCCGACUCUUCACCCACGGACUUGUCUUCGGACACCCGGGUGGUGCGGUUGCUGGACGAGUUCGCCGGCAUCUUCAAGUCACCUACCGGUGUGGUGCCGGAUCGACAGAUCUCUCACGAGAUCAUUCUUGAGGCCGGUGCCGUACCGCCAAAAGGUUGCAUCUAUCAGAUGAGCGAGGAGGAGCUUGAGGUCCUCCGCGCACAACUCGACGACUUGUUGGCCAAGGGCUGGAUCCGCCUUAGUAGCUCCCCAUAUGGAGCACCAGUUCUCUUUGUCCGGAAGAAGAACAAGGAUCUACGGUUGUGUAUCGACUACCGCAAGCUCAACGCGCAAACCGUCAAGAAUGUGGGGCCUCUUCCUCGCAUCGACGAUCUUCUUGAGCGAUUGGGCGGUGCAAAGUAUUUUUCUAAGUUGGAUUUGAAAUUGAGAUAUCAUCAAAUCUCGAUCCGGUCGAAUGAUCGCUACAAAUCCGCGUUCAAGACGUGGUACGGGCAUUUUGAGUGGGUGGUCAUGCCUUUUGGCCUCACCAACGCCCCGGCGACCUUUCAAGCGGCAAUGACCAACGAGUUUCGUGCAAUGUUGGACCGGUUCGUGCUGGUCUACUUAGACGAUUUUCUCGUCUAUAGACGGACAUUGGAGGAUCGUCUUGGGCACCUUCGAUGAGUGUUGGAGACGCUCCGCCGCGCUAAGUACCGCGACAAGUGUGAAUUUGUCCGGCAAGAGAUGGAAUACUUGGGCCAUUUUGUCA
Molecule: messenger RNA, 2567 nt
Organism: Chara braunii
Lineage: Eukaryota; Viridiplantae; Streptophyta; Charophyceae; Charales; Characeae
Source: the annotation of a GenBank genome assembly